AGGAUAAUGGAACAGGGUAACCACAGCUGGAGAAGCUGCCUCGGGCUACGGCUGGCUGAGGAUGAUGGGAGAGGUGGCUUCCCCUGGAUUACCUCACUAUAGAGGCCAUCAGUGGUGAAAGGGUUACCAGACGCUAUAAGGGAGGAGCGCUCAGUCUCCAUAGCAACUAUAGCAAGGCUGUCACGUGCGCUCUUCAUCGCCUGGUAGGGGAAGUUUUACUGUUUCUAUAGCAACUAUGGCGGAUACCGACGCAGAGAGUGUCCGGACCGAGUCCCAGGCCGGGGAGGACCCCUUCCACCCCCUCACCGAGCUGAGCCCCGAGCAGCUGCGGGCCCUAAUUCGGGACACCAGCAAUGCAGUGUCCACGCUCAAGGCCGAGACUGAAGUGUUUGAGAAGUUCUGUAAGAGGCUGGAUGCAGCGGACCUCACGCCUGCCCCCAUCACUGAAGCUGGACCCCCCAGCCUGGACUUCAGCCAGAUGCGCAGUCGGCGCAGGUCCAAGUCCCGGAGCACAAUCUCCGAGCGGUUAUUCAGUCUGAGCGUGGAGCAGAAGUGUGAGCUGGUGCAGAGAGAGCUGGAGGAGUCAAAGGAGGAAGCGCGGAAGGAUAAGGAGAACGCGGACAGGCUGGUGCAGAGUUUACAGGCCACAAUGGAGGAAGCUGAAAUUCGCAGAGCAGAGAUUAAAAAAGCCACGUACGAGUUUGAGCGAGAUAUCGGCAGGGCCGCUGUGAGUAGGAAGACGGGCACAAGUGUGGCCCCUGACAAGAUCCUUCGCUACCUGGAAGAGAAAACCCGUGCCAGAGACAGUCUGAUAGACAAGCUGCGUCUGAAGAACGCAUCCCUGAAAGUCCACAAGAAGAAGCUACAGAUGCAGCUCAAACAGAAGGAGGAGAUGGGGGAAGUAUUGCACGAGGUGGAUUUUCAGCAACUGAAGAUAGAAAAUGCACAGUUCUUGGAGAGGAUUGAUGAACGGAACCAAGAUCUGCUACAUCUGAAACUCACCACCGGAGACACGCUUCAGGUCUUCAACUCCUACAAGAAAAAGCUUCAGAACUCGACUAUGGAGUCCUGCCAUCUCGACAAGGAGAUUUCCACAAGGAGCGAGAUGCUGCGGAGGAUCGAGUGCGAGACGCACCUGGUCGAGCAGGAGCGACAGAAAGCAGAGAAUGUAAACAAGAAGCUGAGGAGACAACUAAGUGACUACCGGGUCCCAGAUGUGCUGCAGUAUGUCCAGGAGAAAAUGGAGCAAGAUCAGCUGCAAAAAACCAUUCGCGUUUGGGAGAGGAAAGCAGAGAUAGCCCAGCUUUCCUUGAAUACACGUGGCAGGGCGUGGGAGCAGCUGAAGGGAGCCGGUAACAUACAGUGCUACACCCAGCCAGCCGCCGGCCACUGAAUGCCACAGUUAUGUUAAUAAAAGAUCAUUAUAUACAA
Molecule: messenger RNA, 1431 nt
Organism: Spea bombifrons (plains spadefoot toad)
Lineage: Eukaryota; Metazoa; Chordata; Amphibia; Anura; Pelobatidae
Gene: CFAP263
Product: coiled-coil domain containing 113
Exons: 9
Coding region: 236-1393 (385 amino acids)
Biological process (GO): cilium assembly
Cellular component (GO): ciliary basal body; axoneme
Source: RefSeq, a predicted model, not a curated record